Messenger RNA from Pogoniulus pusillus (Red-fronted tinkerbird), 3615 nucleotides. It is a transcript of the gene NCOA4, whose product is annotated as nuclear receptor coactivator 4. The transcript has 10 exons. The record is from RefSeq and is a predicted model, not a curated record. Lineage: Eukaryota; Metazoa; Chordata; Aves; Piciformes; Lybiidae. Gene Ontology annotation, molecular function: transcription coactivator activity. Gene Ontology annotation, biological process: response to hormone; intracellular iron ion homeostasis. The coding region runs from base 150 to 1952 and encodes 600 amino acids.
CCAGCAGCGGGGCUGCAGCAGCUGCACCUGGCCGUUUGAAAGCGCUCCGCAACUCGUCCUGCUGCCGGCGCCAGGCCCGGCAUGAAAGCUGCUGCUGCCUAAGCGGGACGGUGCCGUUUGCUGCCUGCGCUCGGAAGAAUACUUCAAGAAUGAGUCCACCUCAAGAUAGAAAUAGAUAUUCCUGCAACAGCGAGCCUCUGGCAAAGUGCCUUCAAGCAAAGAAGGACUUGGAAACAGCUAUAUCUGGAAUUGUCAAAGCAGAACAACAGAUUAAAGAGAACUGGCGGGAGGUAAAAGCGAAGAUUCACAGCCACAUAAGUCGCCACCUGGAAUGCCUGCGCAGUCGCGAAGUUUGGCUGUUUGAGCAGGUAGAUCUCAUUCAGCAGCUGAAAGAGGAAGCAUUGCAGCAGCAGGCACAGCAGCUCUACUGGUAUCUGGGACAAUUCAAUUGCCUUAUUCAUCAGCUGGAACGCUCCUAUAGUAAGGAACUAGCAAACCAGAUUUCAGUUUGCCUGGAGAGGCUGGAAAGUCUUACUCUUAAACCAGAGGAGUCUUCUGUCCUGAAUUUUGAGGCUGACACAUCUUACCUUCGACAGGCAAUUACCUCAUUUGGUUCAAUUAAAACAAUGCAGACCUCUGAGAGAGAGAAUAUUUCUCCCUGGUUCCCAGGGCAGAAUUGUGCCCUAAUGGACUGUGGACAGCAGAAAACAUUGUGUGGGACAGUGAGUGCCUCACUUGCUGACUGGUUACUUGGAAGCCGACCUGCAAGUGUUUGCCAGGCUCCGUAUGUUCCCAGCACCAAUCUUGAAGAGUGGGUUACACAGAAAUGUGCGUCAGAGCCCAGCCAGGAUUUAAAUUCUUCCAAAGUCUGUUAUUUUGAGAAGGCCUGGGGAAAUCUGAAAGAUUUGGAAAACUGGCUCCUGCAGAACCAACAGCGUGAUGUUGCAGGGCAGACAGACUCCCCUGCAGAUAAGGACUCCACCUCGACUUUCAACUCAUCCUUUUCUACUAUAGAAAAGGUGGAGGAGUUGGAAUCCCUUGGACAAGAAGAGAUGGACCUUUCUGACUGGCUGCUCACUCCUGACACACAAAGUGGAAGUAGUGCCUCAGAUGAGAGAUGGAAGUAUGAAUUUAAACCUUUUAGGGAAGAAUGUAAUUGGAAUGAUUGGCUCCUCAAAGCUGAAACAUGUUCCAGUUGUUGUGGCAGCCAGACCAAAAGUGUGGAAAUUGAGAACCUGGGAAAUCUGAAGUGCCUGAACGAGCAUCUUGAUGGGAAGAAGUCACCCACUACACCUGCUGUAAAUACAUGGCUUCUUCAGUACCCCCAGGUCCCAUUUAAAGUAGAUGAUGUGUGCAAAGCUAAUGAGUUGUGUGCCAGCUUUUCAGAAUGUGUGUGUGAUGAAAACUGUGGAAAAGAGGCUCUGUGUAAAUGGCUCCUGAGGAAAGAAGGGAAGAAUAAAAAUGGAGUUUCAGUCGGCCAGAAAGAUGCACCAAACCCUGAGUGUGAGAAGACAAAGUCUGCUGCCAGUAGCUGGCUUAACCCUGCACAGCAGCUCACAGGGGAACCCAUUAGUGCGGAGAAAGCAGAUUCCUCAGCAGAGAUCUCAGAGCCUUUGAAAGUGUUGCUCGAAAGGCCUCUGACAAGCUGGCUAGCCAAGUCUGAGCACAAAGCAGAAAGCACAGAAGACAAGACAAGUAGAGAAAAAGCAGAUACUAGCUUCAAGAGUCCUUUCCUAGACCUCUUGGCUCCAUUCCAUCUGCCCUUGAAUGUAAACAGUUGGGUGUUGACUUCAAACCUAGAAAAUGCUAAUCCACCUCCAGCAGAGGAUAAAUGGCUCCUACGCAAGAAAGCGCAAGACUUUGGCCUUCCUACAGUGUGUGACCUUUUUGCCUGUAUGAAACUCAAUGGAGAUAAAGAAAAAUGGCUGUAUCAGACUCCUUUACAGAUGUGAAGAACUGGAAGCACUGAAAUUGUCCCCUUGCUGAUCAAUCGCACAUUACGCUGAGUGACUGCAGCCAGCUGAAUCCUUGUGUUUUGUGUUUGGCCAUCUGCUUUUUCUUCUAAAAUUAUAACAAAAGGAAAGAAUCUCAUAUAACAGAAUUAUGGUGCAGAAGAUGCCUUUUUGUUAUGAUUAAUUCUGAAAUGUAAACCCACUGAACAUAAGCAAUCUGAUACUAUAGAGGUGUUAGUAAAUUCCUAUCUGUUAUGGGACUAUGUGAAUCUUCUUUAAUGGGUUGUCACUUAAAGUGCCAGUGCAAGUAUAAAGCAAAAACUCUGGUGCUGUGAAGCAUCCACCGUGGGAACUGGCUUCAGAAGUUGCUGUUCCUUUCAGCUGCUUUAACUUUGUCAUGAGGUGGGUUCCAGCUUAUUUGGAUUGCAAGGCAACUUAGGCUGUAUUUGGAAGCGAUUUGCAUCUUGUAUUGGUGCGUCUCCCAGAUGAGUAUGUACAGUGCAGAUGAAUUCAUGGGACCUGACAUGUGACAGGGGAAUUAGUAACUUAAUUUUGAAUGGAACUCUUUCAGGUUUUUGAGCCAUUGAGAGAACAGUGUAGGUUUUUUUUAUGCAUCAGCAAAUCAGAUCCUACUGAGUCUCCAGCACUUCAAAAGUAUUUGAAUAUCACUGAAAAAGCUGUAACAUGGGUAUAUUUCUGCUAGUUGUACCUAUAUCAUUCAUAAUGACCUCUUAAUUGACUAAACCACUGGAAAGCAGGCAUUGUAGCCACAUAGUGUUUAAAGAUAGUAUUUGAGGAAUCUGAUGCCUUCUCAUCGGGCUGAUGUCAUGCUGUUUAAUGGGAAAACACUAACCAGGCAGACUGCGUGGCUCUCACUGAUCCAUUUGAAAGACAUUUCAUCUGUGAAUUUUCAUGCUGUUAUGCAUAGCAAAAUGGACCCAAAUGGCUCUGACCUCUAGAGCCGCAGGCAUAACUGAGCAAUACCACUUUAGUAUUUUGAGCCUACAAGAAAGUGCUGAGAUGUUAGAUGGAAAUGUGGAUCCUGCCUGUCAGCUUGCAUGAAAAACUGUGAAGUUCCUGGUGCAGCUUCUACUCACUCAAAAGAACCAAUCUUAAUGGGUAUAAAAAUACAGCUUCCUAUUCUCCCCAUUCCUGCAGCCUGCCUGGUAAUAAAAGUGAUUCCACUUCUUCACUAUCUCUUAGAAACUGCCAGUCUCUAACCUAAGAAUCACUUUGGAGCGUGAACACAUUGCUGACAGAACCUGUGCAUUUGGUUGAAAAUGAGUUUUUAGUCUGAGUGACACACUGCAUAUAUGGAACCACACCCUAAAAGUGCUUAACAUCAGUGGACCACUUGAGGCUUUUGUUUUUGGGGUUCACUUUCCCCCUUGAACAUGUCCUUGCUGCAUGGGAAGACAGCACUGUGACUAACUCCAUUAACAGCCUAAUUUGAUUAGCAGUUGAACUUGUUGGUGAUUGAUAUGCAGCCCACCUCUUAUAAUUCCUUGUAGUCGUCAUUGUGUGCUACUUUGUCAGUUCAUUAUGAGUCUUUACAACCUGGGGGUAUGUAUUCCUUUACUUACUCAACUGACUUGUUAUCACUAAUGGAUAUUUAUGUAAAACAUUUAUUAGUAUUUUCCAUUAAAAACUAAUUGCAACCAAA